Molecule: messenger RNA, 711 nt
Organism: Lolium perenne
Lineage: Eukaryota; Viridiplantae; Streptophyta; Magnoliopsida; Poales; Poaceae
Source: RefSeq, a predicted model, not a curated record
AUGGAUUACGCCCCUGAGACAUGCGCGGACCUCUCAUUCUGUGGAGUUGCUGUCGGAGCGGAACGCUGCCGCGUUCAUGACUUGGAGCCGACCAGAUGCGUCGCAUUUGAAGGGAGUUUGACCGGGAGGAGGUUUCACAUGUGCAGCGUUCAAAAUUUGCAGUAUGUGGAGAAUUGUGGUUUCCAGAAAUGGGUUGAUGUAGAAGAAUGGCCAGAAGCUCUGAAGAAUUCUUUGGGAAGGCUAUGGUCUAUGUACCAUGAGGCUAGUGACAAAAGAAUUGAAGAGAGGCUUGAGAAUGCCAAGUUGGUUCAAGAGUUGGUCGAGGAGAGGGACAAGUUCAAAAAGAACUACUACAGUUUAAUGGAUGAUGUUGACAAAUUUAUGAAAGACCAAGAGAAAAGGGUCAUGGAGGCAAAUUUAAAGAAUAUGAAUGAAGAGAAGGAAGCUAUCUUUGACUUGGACAGGUCUGCAUUAAAAGCUGAGGUGAUCAAGCUCAAUUCAGAGUUGUUUGAUUUGAAGGAGGAGAAGAAGCAGUGGGAGUCAAUGAAGAAGCACUGGGAGUCAAUGGAGAAGCUUAGAAAGGAAAAGUGGGAGAAGAAAGAAGAGGCAUGGAAGGAGGAGAAAAAGAAGCUAGAGUACACACUAUUUGACCUCUUCAAGGUUAACAGUGCAAACAAGGUGCAGAUCAAAGGCAUUAUGGGAGAAAUCUGA